Aspergillus piperis CBS 112811 is the source of this 671-nucleotide messenger RNA. RefSeq lists its product as uncharacterized. Bases 112 to 549 code for a protein of 145 amino acids. The record is from RefSeq and is a predicted model, not a curated record. The transcript has a single exon. Lineage: Eukaryota; Fungi; Ascomycota; Eurotiomycetes; Eurotiales; Aspergillaceae.
GGCAAUCUUUGUAAUAUGAACUAGUUAUCUAUCUGUGGUGGUAUAACAAAGAAUAUUCUGUCAGCUUGACAGGGCAACAAGACGAACUCCCAUGUUGACAGGUAGUCGGACAUGCCGAAAUCCAUCGAAAUGGUGCUAGGCACAUAUUAUGCCACUUGCUCUUGUGCUCCUGCAUUAUUUUGUGUAUAUAGUCCCAGCCUCCACCACCGGAUAUGCAGGGAUGCACGCAGUCCGUCAUGCUCCUAUGUGAAAGAAAUGGCGAGCAAAUUUCACCUCGGGAUAGGGUGUCCAAUGGUCGGGCAGCAUGUUAUAGUUUGGAUAUUGGAGCCGGGAAAGAGAUUUCGAGAGGCUUCGAGUAGAGAUGCCUUUCAUGUCAUCGGUACGUUGUCGAACAAUAUAACGCCGGGGAAAGCAUGGGAACGAAGGUCCUCUCAAGGAGUUGAGGUCGCAACCACAUUCAUUCCUUCGAUGUUUGUUUCCACAAGACCAACCUGUCGUUGCGUUUUAAAGAGAGAUCGUGUUUCGUCAUGCAGGUUCGUUUCUAUGUGAGGUGCGUUAGUGACACAACUUCGGUCAGCAAGAACGCUUCUCUGAGCCUGGAAUGCCUCUAUUAGUACUCUUACCAAGCCAGUUGGUGGCCCGUGGAGCUUAGCAUAAUGUUCCCAGUUCUU